This is a messenger RNA of Aplysia californica (California sea hare), 2081 nucleotides long. Its product is annotated as torsin-1A. The record is from RefSeq and is a predicted model, not a curated record. The coding region runs from base 214 to 1821 and encodes 535 amino acids. The transcript is spliced from 3 exons. Gene Ontology annotation, molecular function: ATP binding; ATP hydrolysis activity. Gene Ontology annotation, cellular component: nuclear envelope; endoplasmic reticulum lumen. Lineage: Eukaryota; Metazoa; Mollusca; Gastropoda; Aplysiida; Aplysiidae.
UUGAUGAAGUAAAAAAGUCGAACGUUGACGCAGAGUGGUUGAAGGUAGACGUGUUUGAAUCACAGUGGCCCACAGAAUAGAUACACACAUGAUUCAUGUCAUAGUUUGUUUCAAGUCUCGAUAUUAAUUUUGGCAAGGAGAUGACAUAACAAACUCAUUAUUAUCGAAGUCUGGCCAGCAAUAUUAUAAUAAUAUAGCAUUAUAUAGCCGAGAAUGGAGCCCAUGGAUUUUGACAGUGAGGAGCCUGUGUACAGACAUUCAUCUUAUCGCCAAGCUUCUCUCUCUCCUCCGUUGCCAUCUGUCAACAGAGAGAGUGAUGCCUCCGACAUGGAUGUCGACUCAAACUCACCCGUCCAAGAUUCUGCCCAUCGUCAGAUGUCGCCACGAUGGUCAGCAUCCCUUGAGCAUGUGAGCCGCGCUGUCAGUGCUGUCAUGUCGAUGAGCGUCGGAGGGAAGGAACCAACAGAUGACAACGGGGGAAGGAUGGCGUCAAAGGAAUGUGAAGUCUCUCAAGCUACCCAACGAUCUCACAGCUGGGAACCCGCAGCUACUGUUGUGAGAGGGGUUGUUGCGUUUCGGAAAAACAAGAAAACAGGUUAUGGUAUCCCCGAUGAUGACCCAACUUUCUCUCAUUUCCCAGGCUAUGUGAGGGAUGUACAAAAUGAAAGAUCAUUGCGACAAAGAUCUGGAAAUGUUCUAGCUACCCCAGAAGCUUCUGCUACUCCUCUGAAUACCAAGACUGCUGGACAAAUGAGUCAUCCGCGUGGUCCUCCGAGAAAGAAGCUAAGAGUUGGUUCUAAUGAAACGGAUGUAGGACAAAAAUCAUCAAAAUGUACCUGCAAGAGUGUCUCACUUUGGACAAUAUUUCUUUUUAUAAUAGUCUGUUUAAUUUUUUACAUUCAUGACUGGCAGGACAAAAGAUGUAAGGCAAGCAAGCUGUUUGACAAGAGAUCUCUUGAAAUUGAUCUGGAAUCUUAUGUCUUUGGGCAAGAAGUUGCCUCUCGCAUGGUAACAACAGAACUCGAAACAUACUUUCAUCAGCUCAACACACCGUCUACUUCAGAGGAAUACUCGGUUUCUUCCAAAAGAGCUUCAUAUGGGAAGAAUAAUGUAGACUUGUGUAAACCUUUGGUGAUGUCAUUCCAUGGUGGCACUGGUGUAGGGAAGAAUUUUAUGAGCCGAAUUAUGUCGGAGAACUUAAAGCGUUCGAAAGUUAUGCAGUUCGUGAUACCUCAUUUAUUUCCCCACAAAGUUUACAAUGAAAUUUAUUCUAAACAGAUACAGCAGUGGAUCAUGGGAAAUGUCACAGAAUGUAAGGUCAGCAUAUUUGUCAUUGAUGAGAUGGACAAAGCACCCCCUGGUGUUGUUUCUGGCAUCGGUCAGGCUGUCCACUCUCUGUCAAAGCCGUGUCACCUCGCCGCACCCGUCAUUGUACUUCUACUGUCCAAUGCUAACGCUGUAGAAAUUAACCGCAGGUUUCUUAGUCUUCGUCAUGCCCAUCCAUCUUCGUUAAUCAGAGAAAAAAUUUCUGAUUCAAAGUUCAUGGAUAUUUUCAAAUCCGAGAGUGAAUGGUAUUUUACUCUAGCAUCCAGUACUAUAGAUGUUUUUGUUCCUUUUCUUCCUCUGGAAAAGUCUCAUGUUAUUCAGUGCAUCCGUAGGGAUCUCGUGGCAAAAGGUUUCUCCAGCAAUUCCGAUGCAGUUGAGAAAAUCUUGAGAGAGCUCAGUUACUCAACGUUUGGAGACCUUCAUCUCUCCACCACAGGCUGUAAGAGAGUCCAGGACAAAGUGGACUAUGUUAUGAUGCAGGUCAACUCAAAGUGACCAAUGUGCAAUUGAGCUCCAAAAGUUUUGUGCUGUGAUUUAGGACUGACAGUUUUCUUGAUUGAUAGCGAAUAUUUAUCUUUUUUUUCUUCUGUGUUAUGAAAGUAUUUUUUCUGUGAAUCAGGACAUCUCUAUGAGUGUGAGUCAUGAAUUGCUCAAACUCAAAUGUGACCCAGACUUUGUCUUUCUGGUAUGAUAUGCCAACAAUUUUAACACGUCUUUGCCAUGUGUAUGAAUCUGUAAACUGUUAUCAUAUACAA